GAAUGAAGAUUGACUACAUUUUCUUGAUUAGGCUAUUUCACGUUUGGAAGGGCGACAUAGGAGACCUCUGUAGCCUUAGUCUAAGCGCGAACCGGGACAGAGGGAAAGCACGCAAGAAGGCACUCGCGAGCCAAAAGGCAAACAUUGGCUUGACCCUUCGCUAUGGAAGUUAACUGACAACAGGAAGGAAGCUAUUAACCCCGCUCCUCUCCUCGCCCUGGUGACAGCUCGCAACUCCUCCUCCCAGGCUGAGACCUUGGAGCAAAAAAAAAAAAUGCUAAGGAGCGCCUGGCUGCCUCAACUCUGCGCUUUUCUCCCAGGGGAGGAAGAGGGAAGAGAGGAGGGCGCAGCCUGAGACCAAGUUCAGCCUGUUUGUGACUCGAGCCUGAUCGUUCAGAAGAGAUUCCCGGGACUCCAGCAUCUUCCCUCUGGCCGCACAAGGCGGACAACCCUUAGACAAGCUUGGUUCACCCCCUCUCGCCCCAAGUUUGAGCGCGGUCCGCAGGUGGUGCAAGCGCCCCAGCUCUCCGGCUCCCCCUGCUGGCGAGAGGGGAAGGCGGCCGCGGCCGCGGAGCCUCCCCGGGCACAGCGCAGGGAGAGAGCUCGGUGCCGAGAAGAAGCCGCGAGCUUCCCCGAUGGUGCCGCCGCCUCCUCCGAGCCGGGAAGGAGCAGCCAAGAGGCAACUGGGCAAGAGCCUGGGGCCGCUGCUGCUACUCCUGGCGCUGGGACACACGUGGACCUACCGAGAGGAACCCGAGGACCGCGACAGAGAAGUGUGCUCAGAAAACAAGAUCACCACGACCAAAUACCCGUGUCUGAAGUCUUCGGGCGAGCUCACCACGUGCUUCAGGAAAAAAUGCUGCAAAGGAUAUAAAUUUGUUCUUGGACAGUGUAUUCCAGAAGAUUAUGACAUUUGUGCCCAGGCUCCCUGUGAACAACAGUGCACCGAUAACUUCGGCCGUGUGCUGUGCACAUGCUACCCGGGAUACCGAUAUGACCGCGAGAGACACCAAAAGCGGGAGAAGCCGUACUGCCUGGAUAUCGAUGAAUGUGCCACCAGCAACAGCACUCUGUGUGCACACAUCUGCAUCAACACCAUGGGCAGCUACCACUGUGAGUGUCGGGAGGGCUACAUCCUUGAGGACGAUGGGAGGACCUGCACGAGGGGAGACAAAUACCCCAAUGACACUGGGCAUGAGGAGAAAUCCGAGAAUGAGGUGAAAGCCGGGACCUGCUGUGCCACAUGCAAGGAGUUCUCCCAGAUGAAGCAGACGGUGCUGCAGCUGAAACAGAAGAUUGCACUGCUCCCCAACAAUGCGGCUGAACUGGGCAAGUAUGUCAAUGGUGACAAGGUGCUGGCCUCAAAUGCCUACCUCCCAGGACCUCCUGGCCUGCCUGGGGGUCAGGGCCCACCAGGCUCACCAGGACCCAAGGGGAGCCCUGGAUUCCCCGGUAUGCCAGGCCCUCCUGGACAGCCAGGCCCACGGGGCUCAAUGGGACCUAUGGGACCAUCCCCUGACCUGUCUCAUAUUAAGCAAGGCCGGAGGGGCCCUGUGGGUCCACCAGGAGCACCAGGAAGACAUGGCUCCAAGGGAGAGAGAGGAGCGCCUGGGCCCCCAGGGUCUCCGCCUGGCAUCCCUGGAACUGGCAGCAGAGACAAGUGGAGGCUUCAGUCCAGUGGAAGGUUCAAGGUUUUCAGAUGAACAGGACUGGGCUCACAAUGGUAACAAGAAAGUUAGAAAUAAGCAUAAAAGGCAUCACAGCUCAAACAGAGAGAGAGCGCUUUCCAUUUAACCUCCAUUUUUUAUCACCAAUGAAACUUUUAAAGAUCCAAUUAGAAAUGAAUGUUUUAAUUGGUGCUUUUGAGUCCACUUUAGAGUUACUGGGUUUUUACUAUCUUUAUGUGAACACGGAACUGGGUUUGAGCCAGUCAUCUUAUUGCCAAACAAACCCCAUGAAGCCAUGGGUCUGAAGCCCCGAGCUGUUCCUUCGCCUUGUUGCUGUGUAGCACUCACUGUGUUGCCAUUAGCACUGAUCCUCAGAAAUGCUGCCCUCUCUGAGCACGAGGGACCUGUGAUGGAAUGAGUCACAACUAAUGUGACCUCGGAGAAUGUGAAGAAGAGACCCAGACCUGGCAAAGACCUGCACAAGUGACAAAUGGCCAGCCAAAUCCAGAAUCAUCUGCCUUCAAAACAGAGGAGAAUUCCAUGCAUAGAAAUCUGUCUGCAAAAAUUUGCAACCUGUGACCUCAACAAUAAUUAAAUUGUGAAGUUGGCUUAGGGGGAAUAUAUCCAAAUGUUUCCAUGAUUGCUUUUGAUUGGGGUGACUCAUGUGGGUGUUGCAUAGACAAAUGGGAAGAGAAAAAAACAGAAAAUUAUUUUUUUGGUCUGGAAUUGUGAAAUUCUGACCUGUGAGUUUGGGACGAACAGUCUCAGAUACAAUUAAGACACUUAUUUUUCAGAGGUGGGGAGGGUAAGAUGUGGUCUCAUAUAGCCCAGGCUGGUCUAAAACUCACUACAUGGAAGAGGAUGGCCUUGAACCCUGCUCCUCCUGCCUCCACCUCUCCAGUGCUGGGAUUCCAGGCCCGAGUACCCAUGCCUGGCCGUUAAAAUGCUUUAUGUGGUCUUAGUGUUUUUAAUUUUUUUCUAUUUUGAUGUUUAUUUUUGAGAUGGUAUUUUAAUGACAUCUCUCACUUCCUUUCCCCCUUUCAAGCCCUCCCAGAUACCCCUUUCACACUCUCCUUCAAAUUCCUUUUUUAAAACUCAAUUGUUAUUGCAUCCAUGUAUAUAUUUGUGUAUAAAUAUGUACUCCUAAAUGUAGCCUAUUGUGUUCCUAUAAUGUUACAUGUAUGUAUGUUUUCAGAGCUGACAGGUUGGCACUGAAUAACCAAUGGGUGUUCUGUUCCCCUCUCCUGCUGCCUGCUUUAUCUGGUCCUUUGCGGAGGGUUGAGGCCCCUGAGUUUUUCCCCCUCACUCUGACAAUGUUCAUUCACCCACUCAUUGUUCAUCUCAUAUUCUGGCAGUCAUGUGGGUGAGACUUCAUGGCUGUAGCGUUUGGUGUUACUAGGAGACACAAUAUCACAGCCAACUCCACAAUCCUUUGGCUCUUACAAUCUUGCUGCCCCCUCUUCAUUUGACAAUAGUUAUUUGCAAUAGCAUGAUGCCUGAGUUGAGUAUAGUAAUCCCAACACAGGAAGUUGGAAUAAGAGUAUCACAAGUUCAAAGCCAGCCUGGGCAACUUAGCAAGACCUUGUUCUCCCAUCCAUUAAAAAGUAAAAGUGUGAUGCCCAUUAUGUGGCACAUUUAUUCUUAUUGGGUAAAUGAAAUGGAUAUAAGUAUAUAUCAAACAAUGUUGCUUGUGUAUUGAUACACAGUCAUGUGAUAAUGAAUUGAAAUCCUAACUCCCAAGGUGCUGGAAUUAGAAGUAAGGCCUUUGAGAUGGGAUUGUGAGGACAAGGUCCUUAUAAGUGGCAUUAGGGCUCUUAUAAAAGGGAUCCCAUGAGGUGGUUUGGAUAGAAAUGUCCCCCAUAGACUUGUGUGUGUGAAUGCUUGGCCCAUAUGGAGUGGCGCCCUUAGGAGGUGUGGCUUUAUUGGAGGCAGUGUGUCACUGGGGGAACUUUGAGGUCUUAUAAGCUCAAAACUAGCCAGUGUGCCUCAGUUUCCUUCUGCUGCCUGCAGAUCCCAAUGUAGAACUCCCACCUUCUCCAGCACCAUGUCUGCCUGCAUGCUACCAUGCUUCUCAACAUGACAAUAAUGGACUAAACCUCUGAAACUGUAAGCCAGCCCCAGUUUAAUAUGUUCCUUUAUAAGAGUUGCUGUGGUCAUGGUGUCUCUUCACAGCAGUAGAAACCCUAAGACACCCCUAAAAGUUAGUCCCUACAGUACAUGGGACAUGGCAAGGGGCCUCCAUCCAUGUACUAGGGAAUGAAUGACUCCUUACCAGACAUUGCACCUUGCCUAGGGCUUCAUCUUCCAACAUCCAACCUCUGGAACUUGAGAAAUAACUUCCAGCUGCUUAUAAGCGUCCCAUUUCAUAUUUUGUGAUACCAUCUGAACAAACUAAAAUCAUUAUAAUAUCCUCCUUGCACUGGUACACAUUUGAAAAUGAAUAUGUCUAUAGAAGCUUUUCAAAGCUGCAUGGCUGAUAGGAAGAGAGAAAUGAUAUAUACAUCACUGGUGGUCCUUAAAGUCGGAUGGAGGCAGAGUCUGCUAUUUAUCCCCAACUCUCUCCCUUCGACAAACACAGCACCAAAAGGGCUGUGGCUAUCUAAAACAGACGGUCUUUUCGGCCUCACUUGCAACUGAUGUUGACUAUAUACAUACACAUAUUCAUAUACGUAUACAUAUCUCCCUUCAGUGAAUGCUAUAUUUGAUAUUUAAUUUCCAGAAUGUGUCCUUAAAGGAAGCAGACUCCUAAAGCUGUCUCUUUCCUGCUGACUGAUAAUUUUGAAUGUCAUAUUGAGAACUGAAGCAGUCCUCUGUGCCAUGAAUUGCCCAUGGAAGAUGACAGGGGAAAGAAAAGGGAUGCAGAGUCCCUGGGGACAAUGAAGCCAUUCCUCCAGUGAGGCUGCCUGCCUCUAGCCUUGUGUGAGAAAAGAUGGAAUUUCCAUGUUCUCAGCCACUGGAAUUAUUGAUGUUUUGAGGGGUUUGUAAUAUGUAAUCAAACCUAGUUAAAUCUGGUAAAACUCUCAACAGGCCAGUGCUCAGACAAUGAUGAUUAGUGUGAGUUCUCUGGCCCCAAUUAGAAACCCAGCCACAGUCUGGAAUGGACCAUCCAGCAGCUUAUUUUACUAGAAGAAGCAGUCAUUUUCCCCUCCUCUUUGUCACUUAACACACUUCAAAAAGCAGUGGAAGCCGAUGACUUGCUUCAGCCGUGGCAUUGAGUAGCUCACUCUCAGGUUAGCUUUUCUUCCUGUCCCAAAUGCUAAUCCUGAAAGAGGAGACAGUUAAACGUUCAAGCCUACAUGCUUGUCUUUCAGGAUCGUUUUUUCUUAGGACCUGAAUUUUCAUAGGAGAUUCACUAGGGGAACGUGGGAGGAGUGUGCUCGUGCACAUACACACCUGUGUGUGUGUGUGUGUGUGCGCGCGCGCGCACUCACAAGCAUGCACUUGUAGUAAUACACACACAUAUGCACACAACAUAUGAGUGCACACAUAAGUGUGCACACACAUACACACUGUGUGCAUCAGAGAAUCACCAGAGAGAGACGGUUAGUGCUGACUCUGUUUCUAGAAUCUGAGCCUGGGCUCCUCUGGGAUGGAGCUGAGCCAUUUCUGCAUUUAAUUCCAGAAACCACCUUUGUUUUGAGCGGUAUCUUUGAGACUGCCUUUUAUGUGUCAUAAGCUAGCUUGAAUUCACUACCUAGCCAAAGAUGACUGAAUUUCUGAUUCUUUCUCUACCUCCUGAUUGAUGGGAUUCCAGGUGUGCCACACCACACCCAGCUGAUGGUGGGAACUGACUCAAGGAUUCCCCACUGCCAACCAAGAUAUGUCUCCAAGGAACGGCAUUUUGGAAACUCCUGUAUUCAACGAUAAAUACAAAUAAUAGAUGGGUCUUUUUCUCCCCCUUUGAUAUUGGUCUUCUCUUUGACCGUGCUGUGUGGAAGACAGAAGUGAACAAUUGUAAUUACGUGGCAAUGUGUCCUGCCCACUCAUGGAUCUGACAGAGGUGGUACCAGUUAUAAGGGAGCAUGUCCACAGGGUGCAGUGGAGGUCCUGCAGAGAACCUAAAGAAGACGUCCAGACUGUGGGCGGUGCAUCUGGGAGGGCCAAGAGGAUCGGGAAGACGCAUGGAGUGCGCUACACAGUUGGAGAAGGGGAUGAUGGGAAAGAGUGAAAUCAAAUUUGCAAAAAUGGCAUGGUUCAGUGAAUCCCCUCCCUAGGGUUUGAAAGAUAAACUGUUGAGAAUAUUGGCGGAAGCAAUCAGAGUAUGUUCAGAAAUUUCAUGGCUUGAGAACUUAAGUAAAUGGGCCUACCUGUUUGGGUUCACUGGAUAAACAUAGCAUCUUUCUGGUCUAGACUUGCCAGUCGCUGCUGGAUGGAGUUACUGGAGGAUUUAUAUCAAACUUGUUUUAAGUGCAUAAGAGCAAAGAAAACUACCAUGACUGGUUCCAAAUUCAUAUCAGCAUCUCACCAGUCCAAGCAAUAUUCAUAAUACCAAGAAAUG
Messenger RNA from Apodemus sylvaticus (European woodmouse), 6165 nucleotides. RefSeq names its product collagen and calcium binding EGF domains 1 (gene Ccbe1). The transcript is spliced from 11 exons. NCBI's taxonomy places the organism in Eukaryota, Metazoa, Chordata, Mammalia, Rodentia, Muridae. The record is from RefSeq and is a predicted model, not a curated record. Bases 636 to 1703 code for a protein of 355 amino acids. Gene Ontology annotation, molecular function: calcium ion binding.